UCCUCUUCCCCUCUCGUCUCUUCUAUGCCUGCGAGGACGGUGCCUCAUCGCCGUUGUCGCCAUCGUCCCGCUGGCUGGCGCCGCCCUUUCCCCUCUCCCCAUGGUGUCAUCCUCUCCGAUGCCGCCCCUUCCUCCUCUUCAUCGGAUGGGGUGAGGUGCUCAGCGGCGGCAACGAGCUCGACCUCGGUAGGCUGGGCAACGAUGUAGACCUCGGUAGCAGCGCGGAUUGAGCUGGAGGAAGGGGGCUUGCUCAAUUCGAUUUCCCGGGAGGGUGAUGGGGUGCUUGCCAGAUGAGUGGGGGUGUGUGAGUGGCACUGCGACGAAGCUGGUGCCUAGCUAUGAUCGAGUGAAAAUUUAUAUUAGUUCAAACCAGUUUUUUGGGUUAAUACUUUCUCUGGUAGUACAAGCAUUAAGAUUCGAUGGAAAUAUCAGGUGUUGAUUCAGAUUUCACCUUUGCAUGCAAUCUAUUUCUAAUUUUCUACUUCUGUGUUAGUAAAACUUAUAUAAGUGAUAUUACCAUUUACUUGCAACAAUCUAUCAGUGUCAGACCUGAAAUUGUUCAAACUUGGCUCUUCAGUUCCAGCUGCACAAUUUUUUUGUAUGGGCUUUACUGAUGAUGUACUCAGGUGACACAAUCGUACGAUGGUUAAAAAAAGCCUGGGGAGGCAGAGGAUCGAGAUCCGCCGCAUCGACAACAGCGGGCGGCGGCAGGUGACCUUCUCCAAGCGCCGCAACGGGCUCUUCAAGAAGGCGUCCGAGCUGUCCACGCUCUGCGGCGCCUCCGUCGCCGUCGUCGCCUUCUCCUCCGCCGGCAACGUCUUCGCCUUCGGUCAACCCACCGUCGACGCCGUCGUCCGCCGCUUCGACCCGCUCCACGCCGACGGCGCCGACCCCGCCCCCGCGGCCGUCGAAGACGGCGGCGGCGGCGGCGACGACGUCGUCGUCGCAGACCCCGAGGAGCUGGAUGCGUUGAGGCGCGCGGAGGAGCAGACCAAGGCGCAGGUGGCGGCGGAGCAGGCGCGGAUGCGCGACGUCGGGGACAAGGUCACGCAGGCCAUGGCGGGGAGGGCCCUCUGGUGGGAGGCGGACGUCGAGGCGCUCGGGGAGGCGGAGCUGCCGGAGUUCGUCAGGGCGCUCGAGCGGCUCAGGGACAGCGUCCACCGCCACGCCAGCACGCUGGCCUCCACAGCCACGCCGCUGCCGCCGCCGCCGGAGCAGGAAGAAGAAGUUCCUGAGCUAGACGUCUCGGAUUAUUCCUUUUAG
This is a messenger RNA of Oryza sativa Japonica Group (Japanese rice), 1263 nucleotides long. RefSeq names its product agamous-like MADS-box protein AGL29. The record is from RefSeq and is a predicted model, not a curated record. NCBI's taxonomy places the organism in Eukaryota, Viridiplantae, Streptophyta, Magnoliopsida, Poales, Poaceae. Gene Ontology annotation, molecular function: RNA polymerase II cis-regulatory region sequence-specific DNA binding; protein dimerization activity; DNA-binding transcription factor activity, RNA polymerase II-specific. Gene Ontology annotation, biological process: positive regulation of transcription by RNA polymerase II.